Molecule: messenger RNA, 2418 nt
Organism: Trichoderma reesei QM6a
Lineage: Eukaryota; Fungi; Ascomycota; Sordariomycetes; Hypocreales; Hypocreaceae
Exons: 4
Coding region: 1-2418 (805 amino acids)
Source: RefSeq, a predicted model, not a curated record
AUGCCGCACUUUGACAAGACUACUCAUGGAUGGAAUCCACCCGUGAAGAUCACUCUUCCCAUCGCCUAUGAGCAAUACAAGGCGCGCAAUCAAGCCGUCGAAGAUCCGUUCGCAGCAUGCGCUAGGAAUGCCAUUCCGCCUCCGGGUGUCUCCCCCUACGAUGAGAGUGGUACCCAGCAAACCUAUGCUUCGGAUCAUCCACCCCUCUCCAAAUGGAGCAUGGGACGCAACCUCACCCAUCCCAAGCCCCUCAAGCUUGACCGCGAUGAAGGACGGUCAGACUGGGAGACUAUCGUCGACGACGAAGGCGACAGUCGCUUGACCUGCCCGCCGGCCCCCCAGGUGACACUAAGCAGCCUGGGUAUCAUGCCAAAGAACUCCGAGAGCAUCCUUGCCGACGACAACGGCGAUGCCAUUGACGAGGACAACAAAGCGACUGACAAUGAUGCCCCCUACCCUAAAUGCAAAGGCAAGGAACCAGCCUUUGCACGCCCUGGAACCCCGUUUGACGCAUUCGGCUUCUCCAAGAGCCCCGAUGCCCUUGAACCACGCUCUCAUGUCGUGGAUAUGGAGGCGAGCUAUACCCCAUCCCCUGCCUACUGCGGACAUACUGGAUUUGUUAGACAGCCUGUCCAUGGAGGUUUUGGCGGAGGACUUUCGCGUCCCAAGGCUUCCAAGGCCUCAAGCGACGAGAGCACCGAUCUCUUCAAGUAUGAUGGAGAAGCUUAUUCCACCUUUCUGCACCGCUCUACUACGCGGGAUAUUGCGAAGCGUUAUCCCACAGCCUCUGUCGAAGACGACCGUCUCAAUGUGCAGAAAACUAGAGCCGGAGAAGAAGCUGGAAUGCACAACAAGAGUGCCUUCUACAACCCCACCGCCGUGCGAGUUCCCGUCGAUAGGGGCCAGAAUGCUCGUUUCGAGCCCAGCACCGAGCAAAGCCCAGAGCCUGCCGUUGAGGAGGAGGAGGAGGAGGAAGAGUGCUGGCCACGAGUCGGUGGCAACGACGCUGCAGCAGAAGCUGAUUGGCAAACCGUCACUACCGGACCAGUCUGCAAGGGCCUCGACACCUCGGAACUCAACUUGAUCAAGGAUACCGGCAGCAGCCUCGCUGACGUCUCCGACAUUGUGGAGGAAGAGCUCACCCCGGUUGAACACCGCCGAGCCGCUGGCACAAUCUCCCACCAGCGCAAUCAAUCCAUCCAUCGUCCCAAGGGCUUCUUCGCCGACGGCUUUGUGCUGGCUGGUGCUCGCACGAACAACAACCACGCUUCCAGCGCCGACCAUGGUCCCAAGGAGGUCUUUGGCGAGGCUGCUCGGGCUGCUGCCCCACGAACGGCAAAUCCCUUCCAGACUCCCCCCAGCUGGAAGAGUACCGGCAGAGUCAUAGAGUUGGACGACAGCCCUGAGCAAUGCACAUGCAAGGGCAAGGCCGUGGAUACCACUGUCGGCAUCAAGACACGAGCAGAUGCUCCGCCCCUGACACGAACUGAGUCGACCGAGACUGUUUGGCCACAGGUCCCUCGUCGUGACGAGACAGUCAACGACUUUGACCAGGCCUUCUGCGAAACUCGCAUUGGCGAUACAACUCUGCCGAGCGAUGAUUCUGCCAACGUUUUCUCUCGUCUUCCCUUCAGCUUGAUUGACCUCAAAGAAGCUGCAAAGACGCACGGCUCGCAACGCUAUCGCAACACCGACGAGGCCAACACUUUUGCUCAGAGAGCGAAGCUCGGUCCUCUAUGGUCUGGCCAGUCUACCGAAGCCGGCCCAUCCUCUGGUGCCUACCGUUUUGGUGGCUCUGACAAUCCUCCUCUGGAGCGCCCGUCUACCGCUGUCUUCCGUGAUCAGAUCACUCGCGGCCGCCCCACUCAUGGGUUUGACGGCAUUGAGGAGAGCACGCCGAGCCCCUCGUCGGCUAUCCUGGGCUCGCUGAGAUCAAAGGUGAAUCUGGGCUCCGCCAAGAAGAAGGAUAAGGAGAAGUCUACAUACAGUCUUGACCCUUUCAAAGCCGCUGCGGCCUUGGGAGCCAAAUGUCUUCGGAUCAAAGCUCCUGCCAAGAAGAAGGACCAAUGGCCAACCGCAAGGAACCAAACGGGAGGAGUCCUCACUCCGUCCGAGGCUGAGUUGAUUGAAUCCGCCCGAGGAGAAAUCAUGGACCGUCGCCGAUCUCCCGAGAAACUGGAGAAGAAGCGUACUUUGGUCUUUAUCCUCAUCAUGGCGUCCUCCAUCGUCUUCCCCUUCAUCGGCUUCAUUGCGCUGAUUCGAAAGUUCGACUCGACGGUUGCGUGGUUUACCUACGGCGAGAUCAAAGACUUCACCAAAGAACAGCGCGGCAUGCUCCUUCAACAACUCCUCGUCGAGAUCUUUGUUUACUCGAUCGUCAUCAUAUUUGUGGCGCUCCAUACCUCGCACCACAUCUAA